GGCACCACGUGACCCGGGUCUUGUGACUGGCGGGGGGAGGCCGGGAGGGGAAGCCCGCCCGCCGCCCGCGACAGGGGCCAUCCCCGCCGCCGCCCGCUCGGAGCGGGACCGCCGCCGCGCCGUCCGGGAGUCCCCGCCAGUCCGAGGCGGAGCGGGAGUCGGAGAGGGAGCAGGGCCGGGCGCGGUGGGCGCCGCCCGCCAUGGACCACAAACCCCUGCUGCAGGAGCGGCCUCCCGCCUACAACCUGGAGGCCGGCCAGGGCGACUUCGCGUGCGGCCCGCACGGCUACGGCGCCAUCCCCACCGCGCCCCCGCCGCCGCCCUACCCCUACCUCGUCACAGGGAUACCCACCCACCACCCCAGGGUCUACAACAUCCACAGUCGGAAUGUUACCCGGUACCCCGCCAAUUCCAUCGUUGUCGUCGGCGGCUGCCCAGUCUGCAGAGUUGGGGUUCUGGAGGACUCCUUCACCUUCCUGGGCAUCUUCCUGGCCAUCGUCCUGUUCCCCUUCGGGUUCAUCUGCUGUUUCGCCUUGAGGAAGCGAAGGUGUCCCAACUGCGGAGCAAACUUCACCUAAAGGGAACGGCAGGCCCGGCUGCCCUGCCCCCGGCCGUCUUUUUCUAAUGUAAAUGUCGUGUACAGUAGCUUGUUUGAUUACGCUGCAGGACUGUUUUGUAAAGGGAGGUGGCACAGGUUCGGCGCGUGCCAGCGGGUUCACGGCCGCGGAGUGUGGACACACUGCUUCCGAGGCUCACGACAACUCAGUAAAGCACUGCUUUUAUUUUUUGCAGUCUUCAAUUUGAGAAAGGUGAGAAGUGCUGUUUUAAAUAAAUGAGAUUCAUACCACUG
Messenger RNA from Phyllostomus hastatus (greater spear-nosed bat), 850 nucleotides. It is a transcript of the gene BRI3, whose product is annotated as brain protein I3. Lineage: Eukaryota; Metazoa; Chordata; Mammalia; Chiroptera; Phyllostomidae. The transcript has 3 exons. Bases 201 to 578 code for a protein of 125 amino acids. The record is from RefSeq and is a predicted model, not a curated record.